GAUUAGAGAAUUGACUUUGGUGCCUCAAAAGCAGCACGCAAAUUAGAGAAUUAUAAGAAAGCAAAUAAAGAGAGAUAACCAAAGUUUUAUUUCUUGUUUCCUCUCUUCCUUAAUUAUGGGAAACAACAAAUCAGAAAGUGAUAAUGAGAUGGAAAUUGAUCUCAGCUUGAAGCUUGAUGCUGGAGAAGAAGAAAAUGAAGAAAACCAAAUUGGAGAAUCAUCACAAGUGAACGAGAAGACACAAGGAAAAGACCAAGAAUUACCAAAAGUUGAUCCAUCAUCAGCUGGAAGCUCAAAAACUGAAGAGUUAUCGAUGUUGGAAAUGGAGAUGAACAGGAUGAAAGAGGAGAACAAGGUAUUAAGGAAGGCAGUGGAGCAAACAAUGAAAGAUUACUAUGACUUACAAGCAAAAUUCGAAAUUAUUCAUCAAAAUAAUCCCAAGGAUCACAGAGAUUUUCUUUCAUUGAGUGGAAAUGAUGAUGCAAGUGAAGGAUUAACAAGGGGUCCAAAAACAUUGGGUAUUGUUAAUAGAACUUCAUCACCAAUAUCUCAAGAAGAUGAUACUAUGGAUGGUGAAUUAGGGUUAUCUUUGACUUUGGUAAGUAGUAACAGCACUACAGCAAGCAAAUUAGUAGAAAUAGAAGAAGAUCAAAGAAAGGAGAAAAAAGAAGAUCAUCCUAGAAUUACUCAUCAAAUACAAAAUAAACCACAUGGAGGUUUAACAAGCCAUGUGACUACUGCUUCUCCUCCAAACAGGAAAUCUAGGGUUUCAGUCAGAGCAAGAUGUGAAUCAGCUACAAUGAAUGAUGGCUGUCAAUGGAGGAAAUAUGGUCAAAAAAUUGCUAAAGGAAGUCCGAAUUGUCCCAGAGCUUACUACCGCUGCACGGUGGCGCCGGGUUGUCCGGUGAGAAAGCAGGUACAAAGAUGUUUGGAAGACAUGUCAAUAUUGAUCACAACAUAUGAAGGAACACAUAAUCAUCCACUUCCAGUGGGUGCAACAGCAAUGGCAUCAACAGCAUCAGCAGCAGCUUCCUUCAUGUUAGUGGAUUCAAGUAUUAGCCCUCUUCUUAAUUCCAAUUCCAACUUAAACCAAGCACUUAAUUUCCCUAGUUACCAUAAUAAUACUCCUUAUUAUCACCAUAUUCCAAGCUCUUCUUCUUCUUCGCCUUAUAACUUUUCCAAUUUUAGAAACAACAUCCUUAAUUCUAGUGAUCACAAUUCACAAGGGAACAUAGUUCUUGAUCUCACCAAGAAUAUUUCUAAUAACCAUCAAUUUCCCUUUGCAAGUUCUUCUUCAAACUCUCAUGAAAUGGGCCAUCCUAAUUGGAUGCCUAAAUUACCGAACAAUAAUUAUGAAGGAAACAACCUUUUUGCUGGUCCUAAGUUACAGGGUGAUCAUCAUUACCAACACAAUAGUAAUAAUAAUAAUAAUAAUCCUAUGUUGGCUCAUGAAAAUAUGAGUGCCAUUGCUUCUGAUCCUAAGUUUAGGGUUGCUGUCGCCGCUGCUAUUUCUUCACUCAUUAAUAAAGACCAAACCCAUUCAUCUGGUCAUGGAGAGAGCAAUGGUGGCUCUAUUAGGAACACAGAUUCUUGAUACAUAUACAAGGUGGAAUGACACUAGGUACGCAAGUCUCGGCAGAAAUGACAUUCAAGAUUUAAAUUUGAUGAAUUAUAUACCUUGAGGGUGCUUAGCAUCUAACUCAUUGUAAUUUUAAAAUUAUGAUUCAGAUAUUAUAUUUGUUAAAAUUUUAGUACCUUUUCUUACAUACAAAUUAUAUGUUUCCAUGUCAAAAAUACUGGAUUCAAUUGAACCCAUAUUGCACGAAGGUUGCAUCUGCAUCUGAUCUUAGGAGAGUAAUACUGGAAUGUGUAGAAGUAGUCAAUGUGUUUGCAUUGUACAUUUUCUUCAAAAAAGAAAGACUUACUAGGUUAA
Lycium ferocissimum is the source of this 1933-nucleotide messenger RNA. RefSeq names its product probable WRKY transcription factor 9. The coding region runs from base 116 to 1594 and encodes 492 amino acids. Lineage: Eukaryota; Viridiplantae; Streptophyta; Magnoliopsida; Solanales; Solanaceae. The transcript has 5 exons. The record is from RefSeq and is a predicted model, not a curated record. Gene Ontology annotation, biological process: regulation of DNA-templated transcription. Gene Ontology annotation, molecular function: DNA-binding transcription factor activity; sequence-specific DNA binding.